AUGUCGGCCGUCGCAUCAUCUUCACGUCCCAGGGUCUCGGAGAGGAGGAAAAAGGAGGAGAGAGGGAUAGAUCCAGGCAAUGCAGAUAGACAGCAGAAGGCAGCUAUGAUAAGUAGAAAACGAGGGACUAUAGUGAAGUACUGGUGCAAGGAAAAGGAUUGUCCGGAAAGCAAACCUGAGCCGGACAGGAGCAGAAUUCAGUUAAGAGGCAGGUGCCAUUCUACGGAGAAGCAAGAAAGAGUCGAACAGGCCGUUCAAGCCAAGGAAAGUGGAGAAGAGGGAAGUAUGCGUCAAGUUAGGGACAGACAAAAAGAUACGAGAACAAUCCGGCAAUAG
Molecule: messenger RNA, 336 nt
Organism: Plasmodium inui San Antonio 1
Lineage: Eukaryota; Apicomplexa; Aconoidasida; Haemosporida; Plasmodiidae
Exons: 1
Coding region: 1-336 (111 amino acids)
Source: RefSeq, a predicted model, not a curated record